Molecule: messenger RNA, 653 nt
Organism: Rhagoletis pomonella (apple maggot)
Lineage: Eukaryota; Metazoa; Arthropoda; Insecta; Diptera; Tephritidae
Exons: 3
Source: RefSeq, a predicted model, not a curated record
AUGUAGCCCUACAUAGAAAGCGCUUUCAUGUAGCACUGCCUUACGAGGAGCGCUUUGUCUCCCAGCAAACCGUAACCACCAACACGGGUGUAGCCGCUACAACAACAACAAGCAACACAGGUCAACAAUUUACCUUGUCUCACCUGCUGGAGAGGCAAAAAGAAAUGUUUGAUGGCGUCAUGGCCGCCAUUGGAAGAGUUGAGUCAAAGGUGGACGGAAUAGUAAAUGCUCUUGCCGAAAAGAUGCCCGAACGCGCGGAAGUUCGAGCUCAAGGGCAGCUACUGCGAGAGUGCAAAGUGGUGACCUCGAAAGUUCACCAAAGUAUUUCCCGAAUCACUGGAGAUGCUAUUAGUAAAGAGCAUACUUUGCUUAAAAGUAUGCUUCCACUAUCAUCCCAGGAAAAGUUAAAUACUUUGGAGAAUCUUUUGGGAAACAAACCACACUCCGAUGCGAUGCUGAACAUAAUUUUAAAAUUGAAGGGUGCUAAGGGUUGUGUGAAACACGUGUUGAGAAGCAUUUUUGCCGACACUCUACUCAUUUCAUACAAUUAUGAGGGCAAAGCCAACAAAGCUCCACUUCUGGGGCUAAAAACAAUAGAAUUAGUUUUCGGUAAAUAUGUUUUAAUUGUUUAUUUGACUUAUUUCAGGAAGUAA